UACGGCAGUACCACUGUCACUCACUUUCUCCUCACGCGCGAGCUCUCAUCUCUCACCUCCUGACCGCCGAUCAACGUCCUCCUCCGCCGCCUCUGGUCCUCUACCGGCGAACUUUCGUUCGACUUGCCGGUGAGAAACACUAAUUACCUCACUCGCUUUAUUGACCUGUAGCCGGAGCCCUAACUGAGGUCUGUUUACUUAAUUAUGUAAGGAGACGUAUCCUUCGGUGUCUUCGAUCAUUAUCCGGGUUCCGAUUUUCUUCGGUUCCCAUUGGCGAUCGUCUUGUGGGUUAGUGAGAUGAAAUUAUGUUUCUUUUCUUCAAAUUUCUGAUGUUUUAUCGAGCAGAUGAUUCAAUCGUCUAUGUUUUUUAGGGUUUUUGUUUGUAAUGUUGAUUCAUCGGUCUAUUUACACGUUUAUCUGUUUAACCCCAAAUAUCAUGCGUACCCGGUCUUAUAUGUGAAGGUCUUAUUUCCUUUGUUUGGUUGUAGGACUGAGUUUCUUAGUAUCCUUAGUAAUUUAGGGUUUUGUUCUAGGAAAUGAACUGUUUCUUCUUCAUCUCUGGUUUUACCCGCAUUUUAUGGUUUCGGGCGGAUGGAAAAUUUUCCCCAUUGUCAUUUUUUUUAAUCAGGCGGGCCACUGGAUUUACUAUUUUGCUUUAGACAGUCAUUGGAUGAAAUUAUGCCACCAAACCCGAAUAUCAAGAGAGCGUUUGAGGCCAUGAAAUGCCUCGGCUUUGAGGAAAAAACAGUAAGACCGGUUCUGAAAAACCUCCUGAAACUCUAUGACAAAAACUGGGAAUUAAUAUCCGAGGACAAUUUUAGGGCACUUGCUGAAGCUAUCCUCGAUAAUCAAGAAACAGAGGUUAUUCAAGAAAAGAAGGGAAAGAAAAAGAAGUUUGAAGAAGAGGAUUCAUGGGGUGAGGAAGUGCAUGGCACAAACAAGAAGCCUCCUGUGUCUGAAGAGGAUGGUGAAAAUGAUUUAGCCGAGCCUGAACAUCCUCUAAAGAGGCAGCGCCGUCGAGCUGGAGACUCUGCACAGACUUUGAAUGGUAGUCCAAGCCCUAGCAUUGAGGCUCCUUUGUUAAAUGAGCGAAAAGCUGAGAACAGAGAAAAUCGUCCAUCGUCAUUACCUACCCAGCUUAAGGUGGAUGUCCCUGCAACUACCUGUCCACUUAUUAUCCCCAAAGAUGAGCCCUUUACAGACGAUAUGCCACUCAGUGUGAUUCAUCCAGAUACUUUUGAUAAGGGGAGUGCUUCAUAUGCAUUGAAAAUGAGUGGUAAUGCUGAUGAUGCUCCUCCUCCAGAACACUACAGGGAAUCAGAAGUUAACGCCAAUAAUUCUUCUUCUUCUGCUAUUGAAAAAUCAACGGGGCACAAGUUGGAUGUAGUCGCUGAAGAAGCUUCAGCUGUUGAAUUAGCUUCUUCUCCAUUGGGGGAAGUAAAGAUCAAUCUGAGUUUCAGCCCUACUACUGGCGAUUUUCGCCAACCAUCUCUCGAUGAUCUAUGGAGAGCAAUGGAAGAAAAGUGUCUCCGGUCAUACAAAAUCCUAGACCCCAACUUUUCGGUCCGCAAUUUUAUGAGUGACAUGUGUGGCUGCUACCUAGAACUGGCAAAAAAUUCAGCCAACCAAUCUCCAGAAAAGUUACCAUACAUCACACCCAACCUUGAUAUUUUGAAGAAGUCUUCAGCAAGGAAUCUUGUUUUCUCCAGUGGCACUAAAGAAUCUAUCUGUCAGAUGGGGGGUGUCGAAAAUGGUGAAGUUGGUAUUGCUGAUCAUUCUGAGUCUCGGGGUCUGGUGGUUGUUCCUGAGUGCCAAAUCUCUGCUGAUGGCUGGAGAUCAAUCAACAGCUUCAGUGACAUCACUCAAGGAGAAGAAACGGUUGAGAUUCCAUGGGCGAAUGAAGUCAACAAUGAGUUACUUCCUUCUUUCCGUUACUCAGCUCAGAGCCUCGUGUUUCGAGAUGCCUCAGUGAAGUUCACGCUCUCCAAUAUCAAAGAUAACGAAUGCUGCUUUUCUUGCUUUGGAGAUUGCUUGGCUUCUCCAAUGCUAUGUAGAUGUGCAGUUGCCGAUAGUGGGUUUGCUUACACUUCCGAUGGCGUUUUGAAGGAAGAUUUCCUUGAAGAUUGCAUAUCUGUGAUCCGUGAUUCGCGUUAUCAGUGUCUCCAAAUUUGUAAAGAGUGCCCACUAGAGAAAGCAAAGAAAGGAGAGGUUCUGGAUCCGUGCAAGGGUCAUUUAAAGAGGAAGGUUAUUAAAGAGUGCUGGAGCAAAUGUGGCUGCAAUGCAAACUGUGGUAACCGGGUAGUGCAACGACGGAUACACAAUCAGUUGCAGGUGUUCUUUACACCUAAUGGAAAAGGUUGGGGCCUCAGAACUCUGGAGAAACUGCCAAAAGGAGCCUUCGUUUGUGAGUUCACAGGAGAGAUAUUGACAAUCUCUGAGAUGUACCAACGCGUGUCUAAGAAACACGAAUCAACGGUUAUAUUGGAUGCCUACUGGGGCUCGGACUCUGAAAACACAUUUGGGGAUGACAAAGCUCUGUGUCUUGACGGGAUGCAGUAUGGAAACGUUGCCAGGUUCAUCAAUCAUAGAUGUAUGGACGCAAACUUGAUUGAGGUUCCUGUUCAUGUGGAGUCGCCAGAUCAUCAUUACUAUCACCUUGCAUUCUUCACGACUAGAGAGAUCCAUGCCAUGGAAGAACUUACCUGGGAUUAUGGAAUUGAGUUCAGUGAUGGCAACUGUUUGAUGAAGACGUUCAAAUGUCUGUGUGGAAGCAAGUUCUGCAGGGACAUGAAGCGAGCAAACGAAGCCAAGAAUGUGGUCAACACACCAUGAAAGUAUUCUGAUGAGCUUGAAGAAGGGGGCCAGUCUUAUUUUGUAGAUAGCAAUGAAGAGCUGAAGCCCAAAUUUUUGUGAACUGGAAAACAUCCUAACCCUGUGUUUAUGGAGUAAGCUAUGAUGGUUUUUGCCAAGAAACAAAAGGGGUUGGACUUUGUUUCCUCUUUUGGGGCCGAACUAUGUGUAUUGCCAGUGGGUGUGUUAACUUUGGGCUACUAUCUGCAGCGGAAGAAUUUUGAUGUACGUUGUUACGUGUUUUGCACGCAACGAACACAUGAUUAGGUUUGAGCAUGAGUUCA
This is a messenger RNA of Tarenaya hassleriana, 3134 nucleotides long. Its product is annotated as probable inactive histone-lysine N-methyltransferase SUVR2. The transcript has 11 exons. The coding region runs from base 679 to 2832 and encodes 717 amino acids. The record is from RefSeq and is a predicted model, not a curated record. Lineage: Eukaryota; Viridiplantae; Streptophyta; Magnoliopsida; Brassicales; Cleomaceae. Gene Ontology annotation, cellular component: nucleus. Gene Ontology annotation, molecular function: protein binding; histone methyltransferase activity; zinc ion binding.